GUUUUACCUUCUCCCCCAGCUCCACCUCCUGGGCGUUUAUAAACCUCAGCCCAUCCCUACUUCUGCUUGAGGCAAAACCAGAGGCUUUAGAUCCACAGUUAGUCCAAGAGCAAGCUUCCUCACCCCUAGCCUCCUCCAUGGCUGCUGAGCCACUGACAGAGCUGGAGGCGGCUAUUGAGACGGUGGUGAAAACCUUCUUCACCUUUGCUGGUCAGGAGGGAAAGAAAGGCAGCCUCAGUAUCAAUGAAUUUAAAGAACUGACCACCCAGCAGCUGCCCCACCUCCUCAAGGGCGUGGGCUCCUUGGAAGAGAAGAUGAAGAGUCUGGAUGUGAAUCAGGAUUCUGAACUCAAGUUCCAUGAAUACUGGAGGCUUAUUGGGGAUCUGGCCAAGGAGAUGAAGAAAGAGAAAGCAGCAGAGUUCCGGAAGAAGUGACACUGACUUAAGGAGGUUUUGGGGGGGGAGAGUAGGGGAAGGUGACGAGGUGACCGCUGUCCCCCUAAUAAAGUUGUCUUGAAAUACAAA
Messenger RNA from Vombatus ursinus (common wombat), 524 nucleotides. RefSeq names its product protein S100-A13. Gene Ontology annotation, molecular function: RAGE receptor binding. The coding region runs from base 138 to 434 and encodes 98 amino acids. The record is from RefSeq and is a predicted model, not a curated record. Gene Ontology annotation, cellular component: perinuclear region of cytoplasm. The transcript is spliced from 4 exons. Lineage: Eukaryota; Metazoa; Chordata; Mammalia; Diprotodontia; Vombatidae. Gene Ontology annotation, biological process: positive regulation of cell population proliferation; positive regulation of canonical NF-kappaB signal transduction.